AUGAAUUCCCCGUUAUUAGCAGUCCUUAGUAACGUGUUGUUAGACAAUCGGUUGAAAAAAUAUGUAACAGGCAAUUUGGUUUCAGGAUUGACACACGAAUGCGGUGUUUUCGGCGCGAUCGGCACCGGCGAUUGGCCGACGCAAGUGGAUGUCGCGCAGGUCAUAUGUUUGGGGCUCGUGGCGCUACAGCACAGAGGACAAGAGUCAGCCGGCAUAGUGACGUCAGAAGGCAAAAGCGCGCGCACAUUCAACUCUCACAAAGGCAUGGGACUCAUCAACAACAUCUUCAACGAUGAAGCUAUGAAAAAACUAAAGGGGAAUCUGGGCAUUGGACACACGAGGUACUCGACGUCAGCAGCGUCAGAGGAGGUGAACUGCCAACCGUUUGUGGUGCACACAGCGCACGGUGCCCUCGCGGUCGCACACAACGGGGAGCUCGUCAACUGUAGCAGUCUCAGGAAGAUGGUACUCGGGCGAGGAGUCGGCCUCUCAACACACUCGGACUCGGAGCUCAUCACACAAGCGUUGUGCCUGAACCCGCCUGAGGGCGAGACCAAUGGACCCGACUGGCCAGCUAGGAUCAAUCACCUAAUGAGGUUGGCCCCAUUGAGUUACUCGCUGGUCAUCAUGCUCAAGGACAAGAUAUACGCCGUUCGAGAUCCGUACGGAAACCGGCCGCUAUGUCUUGGCAAGAUUCUACCUCUCGGAUCCUCCUAUGCUUACAAACAGUCAUCAGCUCAGCAUGCCGCGGUUUUAAUGAACGGCAGCGCAAAGAACGGCUUGGAUGACAAAGCUGAAGGGUGGGUCGUCUCGUCGGAGUCUUGCGGCUUCCUUUCAAUAGGUGCACGUUACGUCCGCGAAGUAUUACCCGGCGAGAUAGUAGAAAUGUCGCGGCACGGGAUUCGAACCGUGGACGUUGUGGAGCGGCCGGCGGACAAGCAGCAAGCGUUCUGCAUCUUUGAAUACGUGUACUUCGCCAGAGCGGACAGUAUCUUUGAGGGUCAGAUGGUGUACUCGGCGCGGCUGCAGUGCGGCCGCAUGCUGGCCCGCGAGUCGCCCGUGGACGCAGACAUCGUGUCCUCCGUGCCCGAGUCGGGCACCGCCGCCGCGCACGGAUACGCACGACAGUCAGGGAUCCCGUUCAUGGAGGUGCUGUGCAAGAAUCGGUACGUGGGCCGCACGUUCAUCCAGCCGUCGACGCGCCUCCGGCAGCUCGGCGUCGCCAAGAAGUUCGGCGCUCUCUCCGAGAACGUGAAGGGCAAGAGGAUAGUGCUCAUAGACGACUCCAUCGUGAGGGGCAACACCAUAGGACCGAUCAUCAAGUUGCUGCGGGACGCUGGCGCGGGCGAGGUGCAUAUAAGGAUAGCGUCGCCACCGCUCAAGUACCCGUGCUACAUGGGCAUCAACAUACCCACGCGUGAGGAGCUCAUCGCCAACAAGAUGGACAGCAACAAGCUCGCGGAGCACGUCGGAGCGGAUAGCUUGGAGUAUUUAAGCGUGGAGGGUCUGGUCAGCGCGGUACACUACAACAUGAAAACGACUCCCAGCGAUGGAGUUGGCGGUCACUGUACCGCCUGCCUCACUGGCGAGUACCCCGGCGGCCUGCCGGACGACGUAGACUGGUGAUAGUGAUGUUAUGACGGUGAUGGACUGGUGAUGAACUCAAAAAACUUGUAUCAGACUGCAGUGAUGGCAUUUAUUUAUAAAUGAAACUAGGCCGUGACCAUGUCAAUCUUAAACUCGAGCACUGGUAAAUGAUGGCGUAAUGUCAUGGGUUUUGGUAGAAUAUGUUCGUACAUGUAAAUACGUUACGCUAUGUGUGUGCAUUAUAUUCUAUGUGUGUGUUACGCCACACAUAUCUACGGUACGUCGCUGAUAUACCGUUACGUAACGUCGCAUAUGUGUGUGUUACAUCAUACUUGUACGAGGUUUGUCCGGA
Galleria mellonella (greater wax moth) is the source of this 1939-nucleotide messenger RNA. Its product is annotated as amidophosphoribosyltransferase-like. The coding region runs from base 1 to 1626 and encodes 541 amino acids. Gene Ontology annotation, biological process: purine nucleobase biosynthetic process; purine nucleotide biosynthetic process. Gene Ontology annotation, molecular function: amidophosphoribosyltransferase activity. NCBI's taxonomy places the organism in Eukaryota, Metazoa, Arthropoda, Insecta, Lepidoptera, Pyralidae. The transcript is spliced from 13 exons. The record is from RefSeq and is a predicted model, not a curated record.